Messenger RNA from Kwoniella mangroviensis CBS 8507, 666 nucleotides. RefSeq lists its product as uncharacterized. The transcript has 4 exons. The record is from RefSeq and is a predicted model, not a curated record. NCBI's taxonomy places the organism in Eukaryota, Fungi, Basidiomycota, Tremellomycetes, Tremellales, Cryptococcaceae. The coding region runs from base 1 to 666 and encodes 221 amino acids.
AUGCUUUCCUCUCCUACACAAGUUUACGGGAGACUAAGAGAUCAUCACAGUACAUACAUCGCUGGACAAGAGCUCAAGCUCCCUUCAAAAUUUGCAAAGAUCGUCUCGAAGUCGAACGAUGAAGAUGUGAUCAAAUCAUGGAGGAGGCUGGUUCUGAUCUAUCAUCCGGACAAGAAACCGUUGGGGGGACGCCACUUUGGUAAUUCAACAGUCAACACCAAUGACGAUAACGAUGAUUAUGAUUAUGAUACCGAUAUAAGAUUGAUCAACGAAGCGAAAUCAAUCUUACUCGAUCCAAUAAAGAAACAACAAUGGCUCGAUUCAUUCUCAUCAACAUCAACAAUCACUUCAGCAAAAGAACCCACGAAGACUGGUCCACAUAUAUUUAGGAAUAUCUCAUUAGAUGAAUUCACACCGCAUCAUACCAGUCAGGAUGACCGAGAAAAGGGUGAGAACGAGGAUGAGGAUGAGGAUGAUCAACAACCUGAAUAUUUCACAUAUCCCUGUAGAUGUUCGAGCGAAUUUAAAAUCACGUUAGAACAGCUGGAAGAGAAUGUUGAGGUGGUUGGAUGUGAAGGCUGUGGGGAAUGGAUAAGAGUGGGGUACGAGGUGGUUGAGGAGGACGACCAGCAUCAUCCUCAGGAUCAGGAUCAGAAUCAGGCUUAG